Molecule: messenger RNA, 825 nt
Organism: Letharia columbiana
Lineage: Eukaryota; Fungi; Ascomycota; Lecanoromycetes; Lecanorales; Parmeliaceae
Exons: 3
Coding region: 1-825 (274 amino acids)
Source: RefSeq, a predicted model, not a curated record
AUGAAGCACCCCAGACUACUCACAUUUGCUUUUCUCAUCUUCACCACGAGUAAUGUCUUGGCCCUACAAGCACUAAGCCUGCCUACCAAUCCAGCUCCUCCAGGCCCGCCAACAAUCGCUACAGUACCCGGGUGGACCUACCGAGGCUGCCAUACUGAUCAUAUAACUGACAGAACUCUGACUGGGAAAAAGUGGACGGGAAAGCUUACGCCAAGGCAUUGUGCAAUUAUCUGUAGUGGAUACAGAUAUUUCGCCUUGGAAAGUAGUAACGAAUGUUACUGUGGGAACACCGUCGCUCAUGCCAGUAUACCCACGCCAGACCAUUUCUGUGCCAACGUCUGUAGUGGAAACCAACAGUCAGUCUGUGGAGGUAUCAAUGUGCUUAGUCUGUAUGAGUCGAAUAAGUUCGCCUCGAUUGCUUCCCCCUCAAUCCGACUCGUCUCAUCAAAUUCGACGAUCAACUCCUCAAACCCAGCUCCCUCAAAACCCCCUACUCCACCCGCGCCACCGGAAGUAGUCAGAGUACCGGGUUGGACUUACCGAGGCUGCUGGACCGAUGAUCCGCACGACAGGACGCUCACUGCGAAGACUCGGAAGGGCUCUAUUACACCGGAGAAGUGUGCUCAGCUUUGUAGAGGAUAUACCUUUUUUGGUUUGGAGUAUUCAAAUGAGUGUUACUGCGGCAACUCUUUGUCUUAUGGCACCACAAGAGUCUCAGAAAAUCAGUGCUCAAGAGUUUGCAUGGGGAAUUUUAGGUGGAUCUGCGGAGGAAGCGGUACGCUCAGUUUGUACGAGGUCGAGCAGCCUGAGACUGCUGUUUCUUGA